UUGUGAGCGCAUUAUUUUUUUUUUUUCGGAUGAAGAAUUCUGCUGUUCCGUUUUGCUUUAGUAACUUCAGAACAAAAAUAAGCAAUUAGAUAAACAAAUGGGAAAAGAACGAAAGAAAAGCACAUAAAAUAAUAGUUCGCUGGAAUAAAAAACUUUGCUUUAAAUAGGAAAAAUCAUGGAGCGUUGAAAAACUGGUCGUAAUAUUUACUUAUUACGGAAGGGGGAUUAAAAAAAACCUUUUGAGAAAGCUUUUUUUGCGACUUUCUCAUUUGACGUGACCUUGCCAACCCUGUUAUUUGUGUUGGAAUAAAUGAAUGGAAGAAAUGGAAAUUAAAUCAGUAACCUUGUUUAUCACCUGAUAUAUGACAACACCUAUACUGUAUUUAUUGUUUUUGUUUUACCUGUCGCACAUAAAACAAAAUACGAAUAAAAUAAUUAGUCAAUCUGAAUAGAAUUGAAGUUUCUCAUUUUAUUGGGUGUGGAGUAUGCAUUGAGUGGUUCAAGAACUCCCACCAGCUUUGAUAAGCUUUCCAUUCCAACACCAAGAAUGGAUGGAUAUGGAUUAUCUUUGGCUACUCUGGAAGAUAGUCAAGAUAUUGAAUUGGAUGCCAUUUUAGGGGAGCUUUGUGCCUUAGAAAGUCAGCUGGAUCCAGAUCUUUCGCACAGGGGCCAUGCACGGAGUGUCAGCACUGUCAUCCAAAAUAACAUCACUGGAGAAAACAUUCGGUAUUCAACUUCUGGGAUUUCUCUUUGCCCGGAAGUCCCUCCUUCCACCCAAAUGGGACCCAAACGCUUUUUUACACACCGGAGAUCUAGCUCUGGAGGUGGCAGUAGAUCAAAAUUCGAAGUGAGUGGAGAUAUGGACUGUGAUGAUCAAAUAAAAAAUCACAAAAUGGAAUUAGGACUGAGAACAGACAGUCCUGACAAUGAUUCCGCCUUCUCGGAUAGUGUUUCGAUGCUCUCAUCUGAAUCAUCUGUAUCAUCAGGUGGAAGGACCGAUACGGGAAUUUCUAGUCAAGGUUCAUCGAAAACUAACAGUAUUGCUCUUAUACCAUCCCCUACGCAACUUUUGGAUAACAUUUCAAGACGCCUUCAAGCCUUAAAAGUGGAAGUAGAGAAAGAGAAUUCACCACCUGCGGAACAAGCUGCUCGCAUUAAAGCAGAAAAGAUCAGAAUUGCUUUAGAAAAAAUUAAAGAAGCUAGCGUGAAGAAGAUAUUUAUUAAAGCUUUCAGCGCUGACAACAGUGCUAAAAGCUUAUUGGUGGAUGAAAGAAUGACCGUGGGUCAAGUUUGUCGUCUGUUGGCAGACAAGAAUCAUGUACCCAUGGAUCCUAGGUGGACACUUGUGGAAAAUAUACCAGAAUUGUUUAUGGAGAGGUUGUAUGAAGAUCAUGAACAUCUUGUUGAAAACCUAUUGUUGUGGGCAAGAGACUCGCCAAAUAAGUUAAUGUUUUUGGAAAGAGAUGAAAAAUAUGAUUUAUUUAUUAAUCCAGAGGAAUAUCUUCUAAUCGGAAGUUCCUCUGAAAAAGGAUCUGAACUUGAUGAUGAUGCAAAGACUUCCUUGUUAGAAGAAUUCUUUUCAUCGUCUAGUGUUCCAGAGGUUGAAAGUGCUCUUUAUUUAAAAAGUGAUGGCAAAAAAGCUUGGAAGAAGCACUUUUUUGUAUUAAGAGCUUCUGGUAUUUAUUAUUGUCCCAAAGGAAAAUCAAAAUUGUCUAAAGAUUUGAUUUGUUUAACAACAUUUGAAAUGAGUAAUGUUUACACAAGUAUUGGUUGGAAGAAAAAAUACAAAGCUCCUACAGAUUUUGGAUUUGCUAUUAAACAUCCACAGAUUCAAACGAAAUCGUCCAAGUACAUCAAGUACCUCUGUGCCGAAGAUGAACAAACUUUAAAAUUAUGGGUAAUGGGAAUACGUAUUGCUAAGUUUGGCCCACUUCUAAAAGAGAACUAUGAUAACCUUAUGCGUGAUAUAGUAGAGGAGGACUUGGAAACCCUCGCUCAUGCUCGAAGUUUCUCUGUGUCAUCUAUGGCAAAGACAUUGGCAGUGAGCUCAGAUAGUUCUGGCAGCUCAGGCAGUCCAGAAAGGCAAGAUAUUUCCUUAGAAGAUGUUGUUUUCUCUGGACCUCAUGCUGCUCCUCACACACCUGAGCAGUCUGAAGCAGACAUCUUGAGCAACCGCAGUUCGGAAUCCACUCCUACUCCUACACCUAUGGAAUGGAUCAGUUCUAAGGACCACAUGACUAGACACGAUUCUGUCAAGUCGAGUACGAGCAGUAGCAGUGGUUGCUUAUCAGAACGCUCAAGUGUGAGUACGCCCACAGCCGAGCAAAUGCCAUUCGAACCCUCGGAGAUACCAGUCGGAUCUCUGAAAAGAAAACCGAGUCUUACUCCUAAAAUUCCUCUUACUUAUACCACAAGAAACAUUGCGAAACAGUCUGAAGAUAAUUUCCAUAUGAUGUUAAACCGGGAACGUCUGACCCAUAGCAACAGCACUGCCAAUAAUGCAACACUCACAAAACCUUUAAACAAACGAUUUAGUUUGCGUCGAUCUCAAACAGAUGAUCAAAUAAUGGUGAAUGGAAUUAUGAAAAGUCUUAACAGAAAAUCGUCUGAAAUUGCUGCUUUGAAUUCUAGACUCAGUAAUCAAGAAAGGCAGUGGGGCGAUUUUACACUACCACCACCUCCUAUGUCUGUAAGCAGCUCAAUUGAGAGCCUUGAUAUUGCUCUUUUACCUCCACCUCCUCCAGAAGCAUUUCGAGGAAGUACGACCAGCCUAGAUUCUUUACCACCACCUCCCCCACCAUUAGAUUUAUCAGAAGAAUGCAGUUGGCCCAGCACUUCUAGCUUGAACUCUCUCCCUCCCCCUCCUUCACCCCAGUCCACACCUACCAGAGAGCGACUACAGAAGCAAAAUAGCCCAGAAUCCCCUUUGAGAUCUCUUCGAAACAUGCCACAAAAGACUGACAGGCGUAUGUCUGAGGCAGACAUCCCGCAUCAACCACUGUCCUUUCUUGCCGAGUUGAAACAGGGUGUAAGCAGCCUGUCCCGUGUUUCUAGCAAACCACCUCAACGUAGUCUGCUAGGUAAAGACAUUUGGAAACAAGAUCACUCUGGUAAUGUUACCAGUUUUGCGUGCCCCAAGAAUGAUCGUAGAACUAGUGUCCCCAUGACCUUAGAUAUUAUACCAGAUCUUCCGAGCAAUGCCAUACCACCACCUCCUCCUCCGCCUAUUCCACCGACGUCUACUAUACCACGUGGCAUGAAAUUCUCUGAGCGUCCCCUUCCGCCUGUCAGAAAGGAAGAAACUAGAUUGUCACAAGAUGGACCUGUCCUAUUCAGGAGAAAUCAGACACCUGCCACACUCCCUGGUCAAAAAGCGUCACGUAUCACGCCACCUCCUCGUACAUUUUUAAAGGACCUUCAGAAAGUCAUGGAAAAGAAGUGGAAAGUUGCUCAACAGUUAUCCGUGGAUUUGAGUUCUACUCCCAAUGAAAUUCUCGGCUUCCGCGACCAUUGCUACCUGCCUCCAAACUCUCAAAGCCAAACACUGGGGCCACCUCCCCCACCACCUCCUCCCCCUCUACCACAUACUUGGAGACCAAGGUCUUUGUCACAGAGCAUGAUGCAAUGCUGCAACUCUGCAGAAGACUCUGCUACUCCAAAGAAACGGCCACCCCCACCACCACCGAAACGAAGUGAAACGACUCAUUUAUCUCAGCGAUAAAUAUAUUUAAGCUAAUAGGGCUCAAUAUUUUUGGUGCUCUGGCUCUGUCUUCUUUCGGAAAGAUUUUUGGUACUUGUCCUUUAUACUGCUCACAUUUUUCUAGUCGCCGAAACAAAUAAUGAACAUAGUCUCUGUGCCAACUGUUGUUCACCUAUAUUCAAUAGUUACAUCUAUCUUGCCAUGACAUAAUAUUCUUUGGAAUAAAAAGGUUAGAAAUGUUUCUGUUUGAUGAAAAAAAAAAUGGCUCAGAACACAAUAUGAAGAUCUAGUAUUUCUACUUGUAAAUAAUUUUUUCUUAUUAUGCUUAAAAUCAAAUGCAAUUCUCUGAAUUGUUCGCUUUGCCCAUUUUAUGUAAAACCAUGAAUUUUUGCUUCUUUUGAAGCAAAAAUUAACAUCUUAGAAUUUGUUAUUUAUAAAUUUACGUCCACAUAGAACUGGUUCUCUAUUUUUAUCAUUAGAUAAAUAUUGUUUAGUCCAGUUGGAAUCAGUUUUGCGACUUGAAAACAACAUAGCCAUUAUAUAGGAUGAGUAUCGAUUUUUUGCACUUCAUCAUUUGAGGUUUAAAGAUGAUAAACAACGCUGACUUGCAAGUAUUUGGCUUGUCAAGGAAAAUAACGUUUUUUCUGAAUAUCUCAGAAUUUUUGUAUUGAAAAUUUUUUGUAAUGUUGAUUUAUGUAAACCUUCAUACUCUCGAAUAACAUUCAUUUUAUAAGUUUUUGUACUGCAACAAUUUUUCAUGUUUUUCUUUUUUCCAGUCUCAUAUAAACUAGUGUCAGAGUCUUACAUGUUUCUGUAUGUGUUAACUGCUCAUAUCUAUAUGAAGUUUAAAUCAUGUUAGAGAUAUCUAGUAAAGUAAGUUUCUUCUAGCUGAAAAACUGAAUGAUCGAUUUCAAGAAAUGAAGAAGGUGCUUUGAGAGCUUUUAAGAAUAGAUUAAGUGCUUGGCAUUAGUGUGUGUCUGAAAGGAUUAUUGAUUAGGAUGUAAUGAUUAUUUUUUUAAAUUUAUUUCUGUGAUUUUAUUUUAAAGUGUUGUCCAAAAGUCUCCCAUUCAACUCAAAAACACAUAUCUUACAAAACACAAGACAUAAUCUGCAUCAAAAUAUAUAUCUGAGGCUUCUAAUUUUUGAGGGGGACAAAAUUGAAUGUUGAAAUUUUUGAUUUCUGUUUUACCAAAAUUUAAAUCUAUGACAACACAUCAUUUUUUUUCUGAAAUAAAGAGACUUUUUCUAAAUUUUGAGGGGGGCAUAUAUUUACCCUUGCAAUCGUUCAUAUAAAAUAAAAAACACAUUUGAGUUAGAGAGCAGAGGUUCGUAAUUUUAGUUUCAUUCUCGAGUUUCCCAAAAUGGUAGUAAUGCUGCAAGAGCAGUAAUGCUCAAUAAGUAAUGUUGCAGCAAUCUGGUUAUUUUUUUUUUCCUCCUUUGUGAAUUAUGUAUCAAAAAAUUCUGGUAUCUAAUAUUGCACUGUUUGUAGUUUUCAAAUCUCACAUUAUAUAUUAUUCAAUUUUCAUGUGGGAAUUAAGUUUACCAAGGGUUAUAAAAAGAAACAAAACAUAAUUACCCAGAGAGAUAUUUCGCAAAAGAUACAGCAAUAUUUUAUCUUUUUCUCAACUCAAGAACCACUGGAAUUGUUACACUUGACAUAUUGUGGGAUAAGUUUAUGCUAUCCCGUGUUCAUAAAAUUUUGGAGACAGCUGAUCCGUACGAUAGCGAUGCCCGAACAAGAAUUUCUUCAGGUUCAAAAGCAGAUGGAAGUUCCUGGAAUGAUGAUCCUACAAGGUCCACCCACAUACGACGAAUUCCACGAAAAAAUUUGCUUCAUAAGUUUCUUGGCCAUAGAAAUCUAGACUAUUUCAAUCAGACUACUAUUUCAAUCAUGAGUUUUUUUUUUCAAUUUUGUCCAUUUGUUAGAUCUUUUUUUCGGUACUUGAAAUUUAAAAACGUCCUUUCCAUACCUUAACUAUCUGUAAUUGUUAAAAAGCCUUUCAAGUUCAUCCUGUUAAAUAAAAUAUAUGAAAUAAAAAUAUUAUUUUCUUUUAGAAAUUAUACUAUCUUCUAAAUUUAUAAGAUAAAAUAUUGUUUAGAGUAAGACAUAGUACAUUUAAGUUUAGCAGUGGAUUUUCCAUAAAUUUUUUCUUUAAUAAAGUGAUGGCAAAACUUUUGCUUUUCUAUUUUAUUCUUAAAUUUCUAAAUUAAAAAUGAAUUUAACCACCACCGCAAAUAAAUUAAAUAUAUAUACAUAAGUGCAUGAUUAAAUGAUAGUUGGAUCCCGAUAAAGUAUAUAAAUAUUUUUGCUUACACUUCAGUUUGUUUUUAGAAUAUCAUUUCAUUACCACUUGAAGAAAAUCAUAGUAUGAGAUAAUAAUAUUAAUAUUUCUUCAUUUUGGUAUCAUCAAAUGCUCAUCAUCAUAGAUGGCAAGACAGCCCAAUGUGGGCCAAUGCCUUCCUCUGAAGAUUUCUCCAUAACGACUUCCGCUAUAGAUCAUUAUAUCAUGAAAUGCUAAUAAAUGCAUUACAAAAAUGAUUUGUUGUAUUAAAAUUCUGUAAUACAGUGAGAUAAAAAAAAA
Parasteatoda tepidariorum (common house spider) is the source of this 6282-nucleotide messenger RNA. RefSeq lists its product as uncharacterized. Gene Ontology annotation, biological process: signal transduction. NCBI's taxonomy places the organism in Eukaryota, Metazoa, Arthropoda, Arachnida, Araneae, Theridiidae. The record is from RefSeq and is a predicted model, not a curated record.